CGUGCUUUCUCUGUGUUUAGACUAGUAUACACCCUUGCUCCAAUUACAUAAAGCCAUUUCAUUGUGUAUGGGAGAGUGCAACAGUUUAUGGGCAGGAUUUUGUUAACUGGAUUAGUAAUAGAUUAAGAUUUAACCCUCCAUUUAGGACCAAGAUGUGAAAAUAAUCAGUGAGCUCGUCUAUGCCUUGGGUAUAUAAGGAUCCUUGACAGAAGAGAAACGCAUACCUGCAACUUCAUUGAAGCUUAACCUCUUGCUUUGUUCCUGAAAAGAAAUGGACUUCCAUAUGCUGGCCCUUGUAGUGGUGCUCCUGGCGGGUCUGGAGCAGAGUUGGGCUGCCUCCUGUGUGGUGGACAGCUUCAAUGUCAAGGAGGACUUUGACCCCAAGAGAUACGCAGGGAAGUGGUACGCUCUGCAGAAGAAGGACCCUGAGGGACUGUUCCUCCAGGACAACAUCUCAGCUGAGUACACCAUCGGUGACGACGGCUCCAUGGUCGCCGCCUCCAAGGGACGUGUCACACUUUUCGGAUUCUGGGUUGUGUGCGCUGACAUGGCUGCCCAGUACACUGUGCCAGACUCUGCCAACCCUGGAAAGAUGUUCAUGAACUACCAGGGCCUGGCCAGCUAUCUGUCCAGCGGAGGUGACAACUACUGGGUGAUUGACACCGACUAUGACAACUAUGCCAUCACAUAUGCCUGCCGUACCCUGAAGGACGAUGGAAGCUGUGAGGAUGGCUACUCCCUGAUAUUCUCCCGUAACCCCCGUGGCCUGCCACCAGCCAUCCAGAGGAGCAUUCGCGCCAAGCAGGAAGAGAUCUGCAUGGCCGGACAAUUUGAGCCCGUGCUGCAGUCUGGAGCUUGCUGAAUGUCUACUAAGAAGGAACAUGUUGUGCUGUCAAGGGAUCCCUACAACGUGUUGGCUUGGACAGAGAUAUUUACUGAUGACUGAAGAGGGAAAUGGCAUAAGAGAUUUUUUUUUAUAUAAAAAUGUUAAAAUGUUAUGCCCCUCAUGUACAGUACCAGUCAAAAGUUUGGACACCUACUUUAUUUUCUACAUUGUAGAAUAAUAGUGAAGACAUCAAAACUAUUGCCUUCACUAUUAUUCUACAAUGUAAAAAUUGAGUAGGUGUCCAAACAUUUGACUGGUACUGUAUAUAAAAAUAAUUGUACAUUUGAGCAUGAUGCCUGCACCAAUCCAACGGAGGUAGAUGCUACAUCACAGAAAUACCUAUAUGAAUAUUAACACCACUGCGUUUUCGCUCAUUCACUGUACAUCAGUUUGUGAUGGCAACAAUACAGUUUAAAGAAACUUAGUUGGCUUGGUGAGUACAUUGUCCAGGGGAAAAACAUGAGCAUUCUAAUGUUAUCACUGUCUCAUGAGCAUUAAAAAAAGAUUCAAAAUGGUAUAAAAAAAAUACAUCAAAUAAAUAAUUUUACUUA
Salmo salar (Atlantic salmon) is the source of this 1437-nucleotide messenger RNA. Its product is annotated as purpurin. The record is from RefSeq and is a predicted model, not a curated record. Lineage: Eukaryota; Metazoa; Chordata; Actinopteri; Salmoniformes; Salmonidae. Gene Ontology annotation, molecular function: retinol transmembrane transporter activity; retinoid binding.